GCUUUACCUGCUUCCCAGGCAAGGUGCUCUCCGUCGGAACAGUUUAAUUCAGUUUCUUCGAGUCCAAGGUGCAGCCCAAAUACGAGCGGACGGGAUUCAGGUGCUGGUUCACCUCGCGGUCUAUUAGUUUAUGAUUUUGUUAACGAAGGUAGUUCUGGAGAACUCGACAGCGCGUGUAGAAAUGCCGCCUUGGAAGAAAGUCAUUAG
This is a messenger RNA of Enterobius vermicularis (human pinworm), 207 nucleotides long. The record is from the annotation of a GenBank genome assembly. NCBI's taxonomy places the organism in Eukaryota, Metazoa, Nematoda, Chromadorea, Rhabditida, Oxyuridae.